UUGCCGAAGGUGGCGGGCGACUGGCCUGGCUCAGCUGGCUGUAGAAGAGAUCGACAUUGCACCAUGUGCUGUCAUACCAGGCACACCCUUCCUUAUCCCGGCCCGCUGCCGCACCCUCACACUCCGCCACCACUGCUGACUCGAACAACACACCCUUCUACACAAGCAUAGCGUGUGACAGAACAUUUCUUAGGAGUUUACUUGUAGCGAACGAAUCCCACUUCAAGGCAGAGACAAGAGGCGGGGCGAGUGCUGAUAUGUAAGCGCAGGGCAGGGUUACUAGUAUGGUGCUGCAAGCCGCACAGCUUCGAAGAAACGAAGCCGUUCGUUUGCUGACGCGAGUUUCCUUGCAGCUGCGAAGCACACCCCGCCUCAGAGGUGGACAACGAUGGUCGCGAUGUACAACAACGACAUGGAGGGAGCACACGGACGCCCUUCUGACGAGGACGUCCCUGAGCACGACGUGCCUCCCUCGGCUCACGUCGCCGAAGACGAAGGACCAGCGAAGAGCGGUGGCCACGGGGCGGCGAUGGCCAGAGCGGAGGAGGAAGUGUCCAAGCAGAACGAGCUCGAUGAAGACCUCAGGAACCCAGCUGACGAAGACUCGACCUCGCACACCGGCACGACGGGGAGCAGCGAGGGCGACGGAACCAGAAAUAGCGCGAGUGGCGACGCCGCCGGUUCCGUCGAGGGCGCUGCCGCAAAAGGGGCGAGCGAAGAAGCGGCCGCGAUUUCUGAAGCCGAGCCCCAGCCGGGACACCCCAGUGAUGACAGUGCGUCUGACGACACUCUCAGGGGGGCUGAGGACGGCGCAGCGAAGGGGAAUGACGGAGAGGAAAACAAGGAAAACGUUGAUAAUACCCUCAAGGAAACUGACGAGGAGAGUGACACGGAGGACAGCGAGGACGAGGACGCGGCCAGGGACGACGAAGGAGUCGAAUGGCUGCUGAAGAUCGACGACCUAGAGCUGUACAAGAAGGCCAUGAUUCCGGAGCAUUUCUACCUCAGGAUCAGCAGUCCGAAAGUCCUGACCGAGGAACAGCUGCGCCUGGCCCUCGACCGACUCCUCGGGGAACUGAAGUGGCUGCGCCUCGGCUUGAAGCACCGACAGGGCGACUGCUGGAUCUGCUACCUGCCGAAGGCUACGAUGCAGGUUCGGAUCUGCAAUGACGACAGCCUGGGUUACAUCAUGGAGGAACCGCAGCGCUCGCACUACUACCUACAUAACGACCUCCUUUGCACAGUCCACACAUCCUUGCCGAUCCUCAAGUGCCCAGAACUUCGCGGGAUAGAAGAAGAGACAAGAAAGCGAAGAACAACAGUGCCGAUAAAGGUGACAGUGCCAGCCUGGACGAUAGAAACCUCACACGUGAUUACAAAUACCUCCUCCUCCUGGCUGGUCCUCCGCCUCUCCUAAACGAAGCUUCCGGCAGACUCAUCAGUGACACCUUUGUAAAACACCUUAAUGAUGCCAUAGAAGAGUCUGUUGCACAAGAACCAGUCGUACAAAGCCCCGGUUCCAGCACUGGCAGUGGAGCAGAUGCGAACCUGGACUCUCCCA
Molecule: messenger RNA, 1561 nt
Organism: Penaeus vannamei (Pacific white shrimp)
Lineage: Eukaryota; Metazoa; Arthropoda; Malacostraca; Decapoda; Penaeidae
Source: RefSeq, a predicted model, not a curated record